UUGAGCGAGGAGGGAAAGUGGAAGAGGUGGGGAGAGAUGAAGAGGGGGGAGAGUGUAGGAGGAAGGAGAGGUGGGUGGAGGGAGAGGUGGGUGGGUAGCCAAAACCUUGAGGGGGACGCCAUCCGGUGCUACCAGUUAGCAACCACGACCUUUCGGUCUGGUGCAUCUUCGGAGCGCCGGUAUUUAGGGGUGGAGGAGGAUUUGGAAGUUGGUCAAAAGGGGAGGGCGCAGAGGACUAAACUCAUUUUCCUAUUUUCCCUAAAUUAA
Messenger RNA from Meloidogyne enterolobii, 267 nucleotides. The record is from the annotation of a GenBank genome assembly. Lineage: Eukaryota; Metazoa; Nematoda; Chromadorea; Rhabditida; Meloidogynidae.